AUGGAGGACGACUUCCACGUGGACGAGGAUUACAUCAAGCACCUGUCGGAGAAAUACAAGAACGCCGAGCACCCCCUCUUCAUGGAUGAGCUCCCAGCCAACAUCGAAGAAAAUGAAGACCUGCAUGCGCUCUACAAUUUAAUGAUAGACGAUGAAGACGAACUAAGUCUGGCCAAAAAUUUUAAACAAGUGGGAAACGAUUACUACAAGGAUGGAAUGAAAUAUUUUGAGGAUGCCAUAAUCAGCUACACCAAGGGCAUAGAUAUCCUCACGAAGCAUUGGGAGGAUAAGAAUCUGGAGAAGCGCAAUGCACAGAGGGGUAAACGGACAAAUGACAGCAACAGUUCCACCUCUGAGAGGAUCAAAAGUGACACUCAAAAUGUCCACUCAAAAUGGAUUAGCAACGGGAUAGGUACCACAAAUGGGGAGACCUCCGCCCGGGAGGAGGCAGUCAAAUCUGAAGUUAAGGAAGACUCCUCUUCUGAUAGGAAGGGCGCACAGAUAAGGAUACCAAAUGGGUUACAAAAUGAAGAUGGCCACCGUGAUGACCUCCGUAAUGGUCACCGCGAUCACCUCUGUGAUGACGAAAUAAGGGGCGUCCUGGCCGAUCUCCACUGCAACCGAGCAAUCGUCCACUACAAGAAGAAGCGCUACGUGAAAUGCCUGUGCGACUGCCGAAAGGCCUACGACUUCAAUAAGACAAAAUUCAAGAGCGUAUACUACAGCAUCCUGUGUUCCUACCACUUGGAAUUAUACAAAGAUGCACACAUGUACGUUAACCGAUUUGAAGACAUGACCAAAUCGAUUGAUCUGAAGAAGCAUAUCAAUUUGAACGAGUACGAAAAGAUCAAGAAAAUCAUUUUCAAAAAAUACGAAGACAUUUUAAAAAAAAAUAAAAUAUAUCAAGAUGAAAAAAGAAAAGCGAAGGAAAAGGAAAAAAACGUUGCCAAUCUUGUCCAAGAAAUUUUACACAAAAGGAACAUUCAGAUGGUUGAAAAUGUAUACCAGCAAACGAACAAUGUGAUCCCUGUGCUUUAUGUUGAUACCUCUAUGUACAUUCACCUUACCGUUUUCUUGCUAUAUUUCGAAUGGGGAAUCAUAGAAACGAUCGUAGACUUUGCGGAGAAUCAAUCCAUCAUGGAUCAUUACGAUAUUGUGAAGAAGAACAAAAACGACGAUCUCCUUUUCUGCUAUGUUGAAUUCCCCGAUGAUGUUUUUUUCAUGUUCCCUAGCAGCUCCUACAUUUGUGAUGUCCUCAACAAGGCCAAAUUAUUUUCCCCCAUUCUGUCCAUACACAUUAUCGAGAAUGAGGAGGCCAACCGACAAUUCAGGAGUGGGAAAAUGGUUAAGUCCAUUCCAUUGUGA
Messenger RNA from Plasmodium inui San Antonio 1, 1365 nucleotides. RefSeq lists its product as hypothetical. The record is from RefSeq and is a predicted model, not a curated record. NCBI's taxonomy places the organism in Eukaryota, Apicomplexa, Aconoidasida, Haemosporida, Plasmodiidae. Bases 1 to 1365 code for a protein of 454 amino acids. Gene Ontology annotation, molecular function: protein binding. The transcript has a single exon.